Molecule: messenger RNA, 573 nt
Organism: Dermatophagoides pteronyssinus (European house dust mite)
Lineage: Eukaryota; Metazoa; Arthropoda; Arachnida; Sarcoptiformes; Pyroglyphidae
Product: 60S ribosomal protein L9-A-like
Source: RefSeq, a predicted model, not a curated record
UUCACAAUGAAAGAGGUUUUGUGCGAGGAAAGCAUUCCCAUACCUUCCGGGGUUACUAUUAAAAUUAACAGUCGUAUAAUAACUGUGACAGGACCUCAUGGAACUAUUGUCAAAGACUUCAGACAUUUACCUAUUGAAAUUGUUGUUGAAGAUGAGAAGUUAACUGCGAGAAUGUGGCUUUGUACCAAUAAGCGUAAGGCUUGCUUGAGAACUCUUUGUUCCAGAAUCUCCAACAUGUUCAAAGGUGUUCUAAACAAGUUCCAAUACAAAAUGCGAUUGGUAUAUUCCCACUUUCCAAUUAACAUUAACAUUAUAGAAAACGGAACUGUUGUCGAGAUUCGCCACUUUUUAGGAGAAGGCCGUACUCGUGUUGUAAAACUUAGCGAUGACGUUAUCUGCGAAAAAUCAUCAACUGUUAAAGAUGAACUCAUUUUGAUAGGAAUUGACAUUGACAAAGUCUCUCGUUCAUGUGCUCUUUUGCGCCAAAACGCUCUCGUUAGAAACAAGGAUAUUCGUCAAUUUUUGGAUGGUAUUUAUGUUUCAGAGAAAGGGCUUGUUUCUGCAGCAAAUUAA